Anisakis simplex (herring worm) is the source of this 678-nucleotide messenger RNA. Lineage: Eukaryota; Metazoa; Nematoda; Chromadorea; Rhabditida; Anisakidae. The record is from the annotation of a GenBank genome assembly.
AUGCGUCUUCAAGAUACUUACAGGCUCGACACCGCAGAUAUAGCCAAUGGCAAGAUUCUGACUGCAAAGCAGACUGAAGGUUUUACAGCGAAUGACUGCUAUAAUAUCGGUCGCCAUGCAUACACAGCAGAAGAUUACUACCAUACAAUAUUGUGGAUGGAAGAGGCCAAGAAACGUUUGCCGAAGGAGUCUGAUUCACAGCCAUUGUUAGAGGAGAUCCUUGAAUAUCUUGCAUUCGCGCUCUACAAGCAAGGCAAUCUGAAAAGAGCGUUGCAAACCACUGAGGAACUUACUAAAUUGAAUCCUCAACAUGCGCGUGCUAGAAACAACGUGAAGUGGUACCAGGAUUUAUUGGUGAAAGAUGGUGUUAAGCCUAGUGAUCAUCGUAGGAAUAUUCCACCACUGGACAAUCAACGACCUGAUGAUGGCAUGAAGGAUUCUGAGAGGACGAUUUAUGAAGCACUCUGUAGAAACGAAGUACCAGUGAGUGUCAAGGCUACCUCAAAAUUGUAUUGCUACUAUAAGAUGGAUCGUCCAUUCCUGCGUUUAGCACCGUUUAAAGUUGAAAUUGUGCGAUUUAAUCCGUUGGCUGUGCUCUUCAUCGGUGUCAUAUCGGAUGAAGAAGUUGAACGAAUACAAUUAAUAGCAACCCCUAAAGUACGUAUUCAUUUCCUGUGA